GGAUGGUUAACAUGGAGACAUCCCCUAGCAACAAGAAACCCUCGCCCACCAGCAAGAAACAAAAGGGAAGAACAGGAAAGGAGCAUGUCAGCAAAUUCCACUGUACUACCUGUAACGUGCACUGUCCUAACGAGACAACUUUACAGCAGCACAACGCCGGCAAAAAGCACAACGCCAACGUGGACAACACACAACGCCGUGACAAACACGCCAUGAGCAGUGUGUUUGUUGGCAAUUUGCCCAAAUUAGCUCAGAUCAGAGCGAGGCUGGUGGAGGAGACUGGGAGUUGUGUGGAGGGGAAGGAGAAUGAUAAGCUUAAAUCUGACCUAAACACUGUUUUUAGUGCGUACGGGGAGAUCGCGAAGAUUAUAGUCGAUAAGAAACACGGGAGUUACUGUAUUAUUGAGUAUAAGACUCCGAGUAUGGCGCAGGUUGCGUUAUCAGAAUAUCAAGCCGGGAAGUUCCAGCCUUUCUACGGUAAGAAACUGCAAAUAAAAUCACGUACAGUGACAGAGAUAAAACCACUACACCAGAUAAUUACAGAGAGUGAGCUAGAUAAAGAUAACAUCGUGGCUCUGUUGGAAGAGGCUGAGGACGACCCAAUUUGUGCUCUAAACAUGGUUGAUGCUGCUAUUUCUGUGUCUGAUAAAGUGAAAAGGACUCAUCAGGAAGCUUGCUCCAGAAUCCAAACCCAACUGAACGAGAACCUCCCGUUCUACAGCAUGGUCCUCUCCGUCUACGGAUCAGCUGCCACUAACCUCGCUCUCCGAGACUCAGAUCUAGAUAUCAGCCUGACAGUGGGUAAGGACAAGAGGCUGGAUCGUGAUGAUCUGAUCAGAGUGCUGAAGGAGAAGUGCACGGGAGUUAGUCACGUGCACGUCAUACCGGCACCAGGUCAGGGCACUAUCACCAGGUUCCUGGACGGGAUAUCCAACACCAUGUUCGAUGUGUUGUUCAGCAACAGACUGGGGGUUGCUAACACCGCUCUCAUCAACACAGUCUUGUCGUAUGAUGGUAGAAUAGCUAGGUUCAUCAGGCUUGUUGUGUAUUGGAGACGAGUUGUACUGGGAGCUAGAUUCCCUAAACAGUGUAUCCCUUCUUCCUACUCCAUCACCAUCAUGUGUAUCCACUUCCUCCAACAAAAGGGCUUCUUUCCCGACUUCUUCCAAACCCCACUCAUCACGGAGCACAAGAUGAUAUAUGAUCUAGACUGUUCUUUUAUCACGGAUAUCAGUAAACUACCCACCCCUCCUGAUGUUGGCAGUAUUCCUGACCUACUGUCAGGUUUCUGGAGCUACUAUGGUUCUGAGUUUAAUGUUGAGACCCAGGUAGCGAGCAUGAGGAGUGUUCUGAAGAAGAGCGAGGUUGAGGAAACAAGUAAAGAUACCCCACACCACUACGUCACCCUUUUCAAAACCUCCCCUCUGGCUGUACAAGACCCCUUCGUUCUAACUCACAAUCUGACCCACAAUGUAACAUUGGAAUGUGUUGUGUUCUUCAGGGAUCUGUGUAGGAGCGCUUGUAGUAACAUGAGUAAGGGUGCUCCGCUAUACACCUGGAUGUUUGGUGGUAUUGCUGGGAACUCAGCUAGUCUUGGUGGGGACGGUGCUUCCACUUCUAGUCACCAAGACUCUGUUGAAAUGGAGGAGGAGGAAGAGGAGGAGGAGGGAAAUAAGACACCUGUGUGGGACGAGUCAGUUGCCGUUGGUAACAAACGUUCCGUCGAAGAAAUGGAGCACUGAAAAUUUAAUUCUGUGUGUUAUGAGGAUUUUUUUCUCAACUUGUUCAGAUCGUGAUCUAGAUUUUAUCAAUCGUUUAUUGGUUGGCGUGUUUUUACCCAUUUUAAAACUGUUUUAUCGCUUGUGUGAUGUGUCAUUACCACAAUGGAUUUUAUAUCCUUUAUUUGUAAAUUGUUCAUUGAAUAUUAAUAAGAUUUUCUUCCAUUUUG
Messenger RNA from Bolinopsis microptera, 1948 nucleotides. Its product is annotated as speckle targeted PIP5K1A-regulated poly(A) polymerase-like. Bases 3 to 1742 code for a protein of 579 amino acids. NCBI's taxonomy places the organism in Eukaryota, Metazoa, Ctenophora, Tentaculata, Lobata, Bolinopsidae. The record is from RefSeq and is a predicted model, not a curated record. Gene Ontology annotation, molecular function: RNA binding; zinc ion binding; nucleotidyltransferase activity. The transcript has a single exon. Gene Ontology annotation, biological process: RNA 3'-end processing.